Galendromus occidentalis (western predatory mite) is the source of this 2734-nucleotide messenger RNA. Its product is annotated as scaffold attachment factor B2-like. Lineage: Eukaryota; Metazoa; Arthropoda; Arachnida; Mesostigmata; Phytoseiidae. The record is from RefSeq and is a predicted model, not a curated record. Gene Ontology annotation, biological process: regulation of mRNA processing; regulation of transcription by RNA polymerase II. Gene Ontology annotation, cellular component: nucleus. Gene Ontology annotation, molecular function: RNA binding; sequence-specific DNA binding.
AUGACGCAGGAUCACUCUGGACGGAAGAAACUCAGCGAGUUGCGGGUCGUGGAUCUUCGGAACGAACUCGAAAAACGAAGUCUCAACACGACGGGUGUCAAGAGCGCCCUGCUUGACCGACUUCAGACAGCGCUCCGGGAAGAAGGACUCGAUCCCGAAACUCAUGAGUUUGAGGUAACUUGAAAGAGAAAACGAACUGUUAGUUCAACAAUGGAUGCCGCGACGCCGAUCAAGUCCCGGAAAACCGGUUUGCGCGAAGAACCCGCAGAAGACGCCGAGGAACAUCUGGAUUCCUCGGAUUCCCCGCCCCAGGAGAAUAUUCCUCUCGCCAAAGAGGAUCCCGACGACGAGAUCCAGCAGCCCGAAGAAGCCGGGCUCGAGGUUCAUGCUGAAGAGAAUAAUGAAUUCGAUGAUAACGAGGACAGCAAGGUCCCCGAAGGCGACGACAAAGACGAAGCGGAAGAGAAGCUCGAGAGCGAGCCGCGCAAGAAGAACUCCGCUGGAAGCCUCGAUGGCCAGGGCGACAAGAAAGACGACGAAAAAGAGAACGACGUCGACGAAGCGAAACCCGUCGAGUCCGUGAACGUCUGGAUAUCUUGUCUGCCCCACAGCACAAAAGCCGCGGAAUUGAAGAAGUUGUGCAGCAAAUGCGGCAAAAUCAGUUCGGCAAAAAUCGUCACGAAUGCCAAGUCACCGAAGAGCGGCUGCUACGGUUACGUAACGAUGUCCACGCUAGAGGACGCCAAGAAAUGCGUCGCAGAUCUCAACGAGAGCGACUACAACGGUCAUAAACUCGCUGUUGAAAUGACGGAUCUCGACCCUGCGGGAGCACUCCGGGCUUCGGCGUCCCGGAAGAAAGCUGCCGCCAAGAAGGAAAGUGAACAGCAGAAGGAGCACCAACAACAGCAACAGCAGUCGCCCAAGAAGAAAGUCAUCUCGUUGAAGCGAGACCCGAGAGAAGAAAAAGAAGAGGGCGAAGAAGUCAUCCAGGUCGAUCUCGACCUCGAAGGCAAGGACGACGACAAGACAAAGACUCGUCGUGACAGAAGCCGUGACCGAGGCGAUGUCCGCAAGAGGCUGGGUGCCCGCAUUCCGACUUCGAGCUCGACGAAGGUCCGAGGUCGCAGCGGACGCAUUGUGUCACGCCGCGGUGGUCGCGGUAGCUUCCGAGGAAGUCGGCCCGGCGGGGAGCGGAUGCCGGCACCCCGCACCAGCGGCAGCUUCAGGGAACGUCACGAUUCCCGAGAGCGAAAACGCGAACUCGAGAGGCGACAGCGGGACGAGAUGUACCGUCUCGAACGGGAGCGGGAGAAGAUCCGCCUGGAGCGCGAGAAGCUCGCGCAGGAGAAGCUCGAGCUGCUCAAGAUCGAACGCGAUCGUCAACGAGCCGAGCGUGCGCGUAUCCAACACGAGAGAGAAGCUCUCAUGAGACGCAAGUUGGAUGUCACGCGACAGCCGAAACGAUCGUAUGAGGAGAGCCGAUCCGGGGGUUCAUCCGACUACUACAGCGGGAGUCGCAAGAAGGAAUUCGACCGGAGGAGGGACGAUUCGACUGUGGCGCCGAAACGCCCUCGCGACGACUACUCGCGAGGCUCGACGUCUUCGUACGCGAGUUCAUCCCGCGAUGUGUCUCGUUCGUCAUACGGCUCGUCGGCAGGAACCCGAAACGGUUACAGUGGCAGUGAUUAUCACGGCAGUCACCAUAACCACCACUCGUCCGGUCACCAUUCGAGUAGCAGCGGCGGUGGUGGUGGUGGAGGAGGAGGAGGCGGCGGUAGCCACUCUCGAGGGGACUACUCUUCGAGCAAUAGAGACAGUAGCGCCUCGUAUAAAUGGACAAAUCCGAAAUGGUCGUCGAGUGGUCACCAGAGCGAUUAUCAGUACCCAUCAUCGUCAUCGAAUUAUGGCACCGUGUCCCGUGGCUAUGGAUCAACGUCAUCGAGAAGAUACUAGGCUACGCUUCGACCGACCAUCGGAUGGAAUCAUCAGCGCAAGCGAGCAAGAAAGUUGCAAGCAGUGAACAAACUGUUUAUGUAUAAAGAAAAAUCAUUGAAUACGACGACGGGCUGGAUAGAGAUCCCAAGCUGUCGAGCUCCAAACGGAAGCAGAUGUGCUCGGUACGCAGACGCGUGUGUCGAUUGUGAGCGGUCGAUGGGUGAUAGCACCUCUGAGCAGCGAGAAAAUGAGAUGAACACCCACGAGAGCGCCGACGGUUGGAGCGAAAUUCGGGAAUAGUGUUUUUCCUGCAGCGAUGCAUGAUGAAUCUUCAUGAUGAAGGAAAAGUCAACCCCUACGUUAUUCAAUACGACGCAUUGUGGAGAACAAGCUCAACGGCAGGAGAGAUUGCCGAGACCGCGAAAGAAGAUCGUGGUCUCCGUUCCCGGCGACGACGACGACGACGAACUUCUCAUCAUCUAUACUACGUAAUGCUUAAUCGAAAUAAAAAAAAACAACCAACGUACUCCGCUACGAUCCAUCGUCAUCAUUGCUCAGUGACGGGUGUAGUCGACGUACUUCGUCUGUACCGCGCGAACACUUCGGAGUCCGAAGUCGAGCUUUCCUGUAGUUCGAGCCCGGCACGACCAGCGACUUCCGUGGGAUCACAGAACUCUCCGCUCGACAUGGCAGUCAACGCUUCUGCAGUAAGUCAACCGUCAAGUUGCGCCAAAUUUUCCCGAUCGCUCAAUUCACUCGGACGAGGGUAAGUAUCGCGUUGGAACUCAGGACCCGCCGU